This is a messenger RNA of Homo sapiens (human), 4225 nucleotides long. It is a transcript of the gene FAM234A, whose product is annotated as family with sequence similarity 234 member A. Lineage: Eukaryota; Metazoa; Chordata; Mammalia; Primates; Hominidae. The record is from RefSeq and is a predicted model, not a curated record. Bases 1520 to 3151 code for a protein of 543 amino acids. The transcript is spliced from 14 exons. Gene Ontology annotation, cellular component: membrane.
UUUUUUUUUUUCUGAGACAGAGUCUCGCUCUGUCGUCCAGGCUGGAGUGCAAUGGCGCUAUCUCAGCUCACUGCAACCUCUGCCCCCCGGGUUCAAGCGAUUCUCCUGCCUCAGCCUCCUGAGUAGCUGGGAUUACUGAUGCACAUCACCACGCCUGGUUAAUUUUUUGUAUUUUUAGUAGAGAUGGAGUUUCACCAUGUUGGCCAAAUUGGUCUCGAACUCCUGACCUUGCGAUCCACCCACCUCAGCCUCCCAAAGUGCUGGGAUUACAGGCGUGAGCUACCACGCCCAUCCCGUGUCAGGUCUUUUACCUUAAUUAAUACGUAUUGUAUUGACAAAUUUUCUUUUCUUUCUGAGCCCUCACUUUUUUUUUUUUUUUUGAAACAAGGUCUCACUCUGUUGCCCAAACUGGAAUGUAGUGAUAAUGAUCACAGCUCACUGCAGCCUCAACCUCUUGGGCUCAAGCUAACCUCCCACCUCAGCCUCCCAGGUAGCUGGGACUACAAGCACAUGCCACUACACCUAAUUUUAUUUUACUUUUUGUAGAGAUGGGGUCUCCCCAUGUUGCCCAGACUGGUCUCGAACACCUGGCCUCAAGUCAUCCUCCUGCCUCAGCCUCCCAAAGCACUAGGAUUAUAGGCGUGAACCACCCUGCCCGGCCAUGAAGUUAAAUUUUUGGUUAUUAGCUUGUUGAGUUCUGUUUUCUGUUUUUUUAAAUAGCCACAUGGCCUGACUCUCUGUGGUCAAUGGUAUGGAUGCUAAAGUAGAGCAAGGACAGUGCCCUGCUCAAGUCUCUCUGACCUGGGUCCAUGGGGAUUUUCUCUGCCAGUCAGGUUCCUGAAGCUCUGGCUACGGCUCCUGGUAUUUUUAAUGACCGCAGUAGAGAAAAACAUUGGUAUCUUCUUGCUGUUGAUGAGCAAAUCUUUGGACCUGUCUCAUGGUGUCUUUAUUUGCAAACUGGUUGAAUCAUGAACUGCCUGGCUUUGGCUGCCUUGCCGUUGUGGCUUUUAAUAACUACCCCUAUUUCUGGUGGCUCAGUCAAGUUUCCAAAAAGGAAGUCUUACCUGGAGAUCCUGUGAAGGAAUUCCUGACCAGCUUUUUAAUUUUCCAAAGACAGGCCUUAUUCGUGUUAAACACACACCCCUUUUCUGUGGCCAGGCCGGUGUGAAAGCAUGUGCAGAGGCUGUAUAGCAGUAAGAGUUCCCACCCCUUGGGGCAUUUUCAUUGUCACCACAUUGUCUGACUUUGGAGACGACCCCUUUUAAACUCUGGCAUUUGCUCAGGUCCACCUGGGCUUGCGAAGGCACAGAUUCCCCGUCCACAGCUCACGACCAGAUGCACCAGCAGGAGUCCACAUCGAGGACGUCCUCCGGGCACUCCCACGACCAGAUAAGGAAACUGAGGCACAGUUCAGUCAAAGCACAUGUCCUGGUCACACAGCUAGGGAGGUGCAAGCCUGCCCGCCCAGAGCCCAUCUUCACUCCGGUGACCAGGAGUUAAACUUUGGGAUGUGCCCGUGAUGUUGGACCACAAGGACUUAGAGGCCGAAAUCCACCCCUUGAAAAAUGAAGAAAGAAAAUCGCAGGAAAAUCUGGGAAAUCCAUCAAAAAAUGAGGAUAACGUGAAAAGCGCGCCUCCACAGUCCCGGCUCUCCCGGUGCCGAGCGGCGGCGUUUUUUCUUUCAUUGUUUCUCUGCCUUUUUGUGGUGUUCGUCGUCUCAUUCGUCAUCCCGUGUCCAGACCGGCCGGCGUCACAGCGAAUGUGGAGGAUAGACUACAGUGCCGCUGUUAUCUAUGACUUUCUGGCUGUGGAUGAUAUAAACGGGGACAGGAUCCAAGAUGUUCUUUUUCUUUAUAAAAACACCAACAGCAGCAACAAUUUCAGCCGAUCCUGUGUGGACGAAGCUGCUGUGUCGGGGGCCAACGGCAGCACGCUCUGGGAGAGACCUGUGGCCCAAGACGUGGCCCUCGUGGAGUGUGCUGUGCCCCAGCCAAGAGGCAGUGAGGCACCUUCUGCCUGCAUCCUGGUGGGCAGACCCAGUUCUUUCAUUGCAGUCAACUUGUUCACAGGGGAAACCCUGUGGAACCACAGCAGCAGCUUCAGCGGGAAUGCGUCCAUCCUGAGCCCUCUGCUGCAGGUGCCUGAUGUGGACGGCGAUGGGGCCCCAGACCUGCUGGUUCUCACCCAGGAGCGGGAGGAGGUUAGUGGCCACCUCUACUCCGGCAGCACCGGGCACCAGAUUGGCCUCAGAGGCAGCCUUGGUGUGGACGGGGAAAGUGGCUUCCUCCUUCACGUCACCAGGACAGGUGCCCACUACAUCCUCUUUCCCUGCGCAAGCUCCCUCUGCGGCUGCUCUGUGAAGGGUCUCUACGAGAAGGUGACCGGGAGCGGCGGCCCGUUCAAGAGUGACCCGCACUGGGAGAGCAUGCUCAAUGCCACCACCCGCAGGAUGCUUUCCCACAGCUCUGGAGCAGUGCGCUACCUGAUGCAUGUCCCAGGGAACGCCGGUGCAGAUGUGCUUCUUGUGGGCUCAGAGGCCUUCGUGCUGCUGGACGGGCAGGAGCUGACGCCUCGCUGGACACCCAAGGCAGCCCAUGUCCUGAGAAAACCCAUCUUCGGCCGCUACAAACCAGACACCUUGGCUGUAGCCGUUGAAAACGGAACUGGCACCGACAGACAGAUCCUGUUUCUGGACCUUGGCACUGGAGCCGUCCUGUGUAGCCUAGCCCUCCCGAGCCUCCCUGGGGGUCCACUGUCCGCCAGCCUGCCGACCGCAGACCACCGCUCAGCCUUCUUCUUCUGGGGCCUCCACGAGCUGGGGAGCACCAGCGAGACGGAGACCGGGGAGGCCCGGCACAGCCUGUACAUGUUCCACCCCACCCUGCCGCGCGUGCUGCUGGAGCUGGCCAAUGUCUCUACCCACAUUGUCGCCUUUGACGCCGUCCUGUUUGAGCCAAGCCGCCACGCCGCCUACAUCCUUCUGACAGGCCCGGCAGACUCAGAGGCACCCGGCCUGGUCUCUGUGAUCAAGCACAAGGUGCGGGACCUUGUCCCAAGCAGCAGGGUGGUCCGCCUGGGUGAGGGUGGGCCAGACAGUGACCAAGCCAUCAGGGACCGGUUCUCCCGGCUGCGGUACCAGAGUGAGGCGUAGAGGCACGCCAGCCAGAGCCUGUGGAGAGACUCCGCCUGCUGACACUAAACGUCCUGGGAAGUGGGCCCUUCCCUGGGUCUCUGCACUGACUCCCCCACUCCUGACCCUGGUGAUGGUCGCCACUGGGCAGCAGCAGCCUUACCAGUCCUCCAUGAUCACACCCAGGGACCUGCAUGGGUGAGGGGACACCCUGGGCCUCUCUCCCGCCCAGCAUCCUCCCUGAGUCCCCACACAGGGCCUCACUCUGCACCCCACCAGGGUCCCGCUCACACCAGGCAGCCUUCAUAGUGGUCUCCCUGGCCACCUUGGGCAGAGCUGGGUCAUGCAGCACCCCAUCCUUACCCGGUGCCCUCUCCUUGCCAGCUUCUCCCCAGGCCAGAGCGGCCAUCGCGUAGAAAGAACCAGGGUGUCCCCGGGACAGGCCGUCCCCCACCCCAUCCUGUAGAAGUCCAUUCCCCUUUUCCCUCCUGUGCUCUGUCCCCCAAGGAGUCAUGGAACUCAGGGUACUGGGCCUCAACGGGAACCUGAGACAGCUCCAGCUUCGCAGCCCUUCCCGGAGCUACAGGGGGAUCCUCUAGCAUGGGGGGUGUGACUUGGUUCCUUUGACCAGGUCCUGUGAGGAAGCCUGGAGCAAGGGUCUCCCCCAGCAGGAUGGGUGGGGCCUGCUCUGGAGCUGAGCCCGUGGCCGCUCACAGGUGUCCUUAGUGGUGUUGCAGCUGUCUACUGGCUGCAUGUGCUGUGAAUAUCCCAAGGAACUGGCUGUGGAAUGCGUGUUUGGGUCAGUCUGUGCCCUCUCAGUAGACACUGGAGCUGCUCUGUCCCUGAAGAGGCCCCGUGCCCCAGGCAUGGCAAGCGCCUGCCUCUCCCCUUCCGGUGCUCACACGCCCACGCCGUGCCACCCGAUGCAGGACUCACCUCUGUGCCUUGCUGCUCCUGAGGCCCAAGGGCAGCCAUGGUGCUCUGUACUGCUCGGGCCGCCCAGGUCACAGAGCCUGAGCUUCGUAGCCAAAGCAGCCUGAUGACCCACCCACCAAGGAAGAAAGCAGAAUAAACAUUUUUGCACUGCCUGAAAAA